AUGUGGAAGCUAACUGGAGAUGGCGAAUUCCAGAAUGUGUCUCUUCCUGGCACUGUACCAGGCAUAGAAUUUUCAGCCCCCAAAGAUUUUCAGUUUUUUCAGUCUUCAGAAUCUGCUUUUAAUCAGAUUAUUGAAGCAUUGAAAAAUGACGAAACUCGUAUAAUUGGAUUGUAUGGAAUGGGUGGAGUUGGCAAGACAACAUUGGCUAAAGCGGUGGGAAAUAAACUCAACAAAGAGAUUUUUGAUGAAGUUGUAAUGGUUUUUACAUCUCAAACUCCAGACUUCAGAAAAAUUCAUGAUGAACUUGCAGACUUGUCAGAUUUGAAAUUCAGGGAAGAAAGUGAAGUGGGAAGAGUAAAGCAGUUAUACUUGAGAUUUACGAAGACCGAUCAAAAGACCAUCGUAAUCAUGGACGAUGUUUGGGUAGUGUUUGAUUUGAAAGAAGAAAUAGGAAUACCCUUUGGUUAUGAUCAUAAGGGUUGCAAAAUUCGUCAGCUGAUGAUUCAACUAAAUGUUUGGAAUGGAAGGGAAGGACUGACUUUACUCAAGAAACAUGCAAGUAUAGGUGAUGACCACGCUGCAUUGAAUGAUGUGGCUGUUGAAGUAUUGGACAUGCUAUGA
Pistacia vera is the source of this 621-nucleotide messenger RNA. Its product is annotated as disease resistance protein SUMM2-like. NCBI's taxonomy places the organism in Eukaryota, Viridiplantae, Streptophyta, Magnoliopsida, Sapindales, Anacardiaceae. The record is from RefSeq and is a predicted model, not a curated record. Gene Ontology annotation, molecular function: ADP binding; ATP hydrolysis activity. The transcript has a single exon. Bases 1 to 621 code for a protein of 206 amino acids.